CCAUUUUCUUGGUUUUACAGAUCAACAAUGUCUAUCUUACCUCAACGUAGCCAGCCUUUCAGAGCCUUACGCCGUGCCCCAAGUCGCUGCAACUCCGGCCGUUUCCCGGUUUCUUUACGCAUCUACUGCUCCACCACCACCACCACCACUACUACUAAGCCACCGGGCCAACCCCGGCCACUAGUGGUUGAGCCGCCAGUGGUGGGAUUGGAGCCGAGACUCUCGACCAAUGCGGCUGAGUUUGUUAGUACUGCUAAAACGUUGCUCAAUGAUCCUAGCUUGAAAUCAACAUGGUCUCACCGUGCAUGGGUGGCGUGUGGGUGCACCACCGUGCUGGUUUCUCUGGCCAAGUCUGUUGCCGGUGCAACCGUUUCACACGCUUGGUUCGAGCCCAUUUUAGCAGGCUAUAUCGGGUACGUGCUGGCGGACCUUGGUUCCGGAGUCUACCACUGGGGUAUUGACAACUACGGCUCCGCCAAGACUCCGGUCUUCGGAACCCAAAUCGAUGCCUUCCAAGGUCACCAUAAAUGGCCAUGGACGAUCACCCGGCGCGAGUUCGCCAACAAUCUGCACGCCCUGGCGAAGGCGGUGACGUUUGCUGUUCUUCCCAUGGACCUUCUCUGCAACGACCCAGUUUUCCAUGGCUUCGUUGGGGUGUGCUCAGGCUGCAUUAUGUUUAGCCAGCAGUUCCAUGCCUGGGCACACGGCACAAAGAGUAAGCUCCCGCCGCUAGUGGUGGCGCUCCAGGACGCCGGAAUCCUGGUUUCCCGAUCUCAGCACGCGGCACACCACCGGCCACCGUAUAACAACAAUUACUGCAUUGUGAGUGGAGCUUGGAAUGCGGUUUUGGAUGAGCUGAAGGUUUUCGAGGCAUUAGAACUGGUUUUGUUCUUCAGGCUUGGAGUUCGACCCCGGUCCUGGAGCGAACCGGAUUCUGAAUGGACAGAAGAGGAGGAACCUGAACCUGCUUCAUUGCUUACUUAGCAAGGAGUUUGAUUAUUUCAUUUUGGAUUCAUCAUUGUAUAAAUAUUUGCAUUGUUUGUUAAAACAGUGCUUACAAUUGACACAGGAAAAAUGUUCAUGUAUGGUUUUCACAAACUCAAAAAAAUUUCUUUAAUA
This is a messenger RNA of Ipomoea triloba (trilobed morning glory), 1119 nucleotides long. RefSeq names its product fatty acid desaturase 4, chloroplastic. The coding region runs from base 28 to 984 and encodes 318 amino acids. The record is from RefSeq and is a predicted model, not a curated record. Lineage: Eukaryota; Viridiplantae; Streptophyta; Magnoliopsida; Solanales; Convolvulaceae. The transcript has a single exon.